Messenger RNA from Ostrea edulis (European flat oyster), 778 nucleotides. RefSeq names its product ATP synthase subunit C lysine N-methyltransferase-like. Bases 107 to 706 code for a protein of 199 amino acids. Gene Ontology annotation, biological process: peptidyl-lysine trimethylation; regulation of mitochondrial ATP synthesis coupled proton transport; positive regulation of proton-transporting ATP synthase activity, rotational mechanism. NCBI's taxonomy places the organism in Eukaryota, Metazoa, Mollusca, Bivalvia, Ostreida, Ostreidae. The transcript has 6 exons. Gene Ontology annotation, cellular component: mitochondrion. Gene Ontology annotation, molecular function: protein-lysine N-methyltransferase activity. The record is from RefSeq and is a predicted model, not a curated record.
AAUUCCGCGUACGUGUUAACAAAACUGUCUGUCAUGCCGUUGCUCACGACUCGAGACAGCCUUUAGUAGAAUUUUUAAACCAUCUGGACAUAUAACGUUUUGGGCUAUGGAAUCUGUUUUAAACGAGACUAGCUCAACCGAAAGAAAACCAGAAAAAAAGUCCUACACAGGUUACAUAAUCACGGGCACUCUAGCAGGUAUAGUGUUUGGUAUUCACCUGAUAGCCGGCCCCUUUAUCACUCCAGCACUGAGAAGGGUGUGUCUGCCAUUUGUUCCAGCGUCAGAGGAACAGGUGGACAAUGUGUUCCGGAUGUUAAAAGGAAGGAAGGGAAAAUUCGUAGACCUCGGCAGUGGAGAUGGCAGGCUCGUUAGAGAAGCUGCUAAGAAGAGCUUCACCGCUCAUGGAGUUGAAAUGAAUGUAUGGUUGGUAUUGUAUUCAAAAUUCAAAGCUUCAAGAGAGGGUCUAAGCUCAAAGGCUACAUUUAGCAGAACAGAUCUCUGGAAACACAGUCUUCAGCAGUAUGACAACAUUGUAAUAUUUGGAGUUCAGAGCAUGAUGAAGGAGCUUGAAAAGAAGAUCAUUGCAGAGUGUAAAGAUGAUGUAAGAGUUGUUGCAUGUAGAUUUCCAUUACCAAACAUUGAACCCGAGGCAGAAAUUGGAACGGGUGUGGAUACUGUGUGGCUAUAUAAAAUACCGAAAAUGUGAUUCCGAAUUCUUCUCAUAUACAAUAUGAAUUUUAAGUAUUUGUGUUUGUCAGCCAUAAAUGAUAGAGCAAUG